UGUGUGUGUGUGUGUGUGUGUGUUGUGUGCGGGGUGCAGACGCAGGGCGCUCCGAGCCGCCAGACGCAGCCUUUCGUCAGGUGGAUGCGCCUGCAGUGAUCCAGGUCGCCCCUAUGGAUCACUGCGUCCAUGGAUGUCUUCAAACCCGCUUUGGAUGAUAGUUUGAGUCCCAAUGCGUGCGUCCCCUCGUCUGAAGAAGCCGAGGCAGAUGUGUUUCGCUGGCCGAGACCGGAGAAUGGGACCAGCGCCGCGCCGGAUGCGGUGCGCGCAGCCUCGGGCUUCUGGACGGCCGUGUUCGACUAUGAAGCGACUGCGGACGACGAGCUCAGUCUGCGAAAGGGGGACUUGGUGGAGGUCCUGUCCAAAGAUUCCCUGGUGUCGGGUGAUGAGGGCUGGUGGACCGGUAUGAUAGCAGACCGGGUUGGCAUCUUCCCAUCUAAUUAUGUGAGCAACGGGAAUGGCAUUCCGGAGGAAAUCCGGGACACCUCGGAGCAGCAGUACUCAGUGCCUCCUCUGCACCUCCUGGAGAUUGAUUUCUUCGAGCUGACCCUGGAGGAAAUCAUCGGGGUGGGCGGUUUUGGAAAAGUCUACCGUGCAGUGUGGCGGGGCUCCGAGGUGGCAGUGAAGGCAGCACGACGGGACCCUGACGAGGAUGCGGCGCAGACUCUGGAGAGCGUGCGUCAGGAGGCCAAACUCUUCGCCAUGCUCAACCAUCCCAACAUCAUGGGUCUGCUGGGCGUGUGUCUGCAGGAGCCCAACCUGUGUCUGGUCAUGGAGUACGCCCGGGGCGGCCCCCUCAACCGGGCCCUCGCAGGGAAACGCAUCCCUCCGUGCACGCUGGUGGACUGGGCGGUGCAGAUCGCCCGGGGCAUCCUCUACCUCCACAGCCAGGCCAUCGUCCCCAUUAUUCACCGGGACCUCAAGUCCAGCAACAUCCUGAUCCUUGAGAGGGUUGAGAUGGAAGACCUCAGCAACAAGACUCUGAAGAUCACGGACUUUGGACUGGCUCGAGAGUGGCACCGCACCACCAAGAUGAGCGCCGCCGGCACCUACGCCUGGAUGGCUCCCGAAGUCAUCCGUUCGUCUACAUUCUCCAAGGGUAGCGACGUGUGGAGUUAUGGCGUGCUGUUGUGGGAGCUGCUGACAGGAGAAGUUCCAUUUCGGGGUAUUGAUUGUCUUGCGGUGGCUUACGGGGUGGCAAUGAACAAGCUGGCUUUGCCAGUUCCCUUGACCUGUCCGGAGCCCUUUGCACGUCUCAUGGAAGAAUGCUGGAGCCCGGACCCCCACUCCCGGCCGCCGUUCACUAUUAUUCUGGACCAGCUGACGGCCAUCGAGGAGUCAGGCUUUUUUGAGAUGCCAGCAGAGUCCUUCCACUCUCUGCAGGAUGACUGGAAAGUGGAGAUCCAGGAAAUGUUUGAUCAGCUGAGGACCAAGGAGAAGGAGCUGCGAUCGUGGGAGGAGGAGCUGACACAAGCCGCGCUGCAGCAGAAAUGCCAAGAGGAGGCGCUGAGGAGGCGCGAGCAGGAGCUAGCUGAGCGGGAGAUCCACAUCCUGGAGCGGGAGCUCAACAUCAUCAUUCACCAGCUCUACCAGGAGAAGCCUCACGUGGAGAGCAGGCAGGGCAAGUUCCGCCGCAACCGCCUUAAACUCAAGGACGGGAACAGGAUCAGCUUGCCUUCAGAUUUUCAGCACAAAAUCACAGUGCAGGCGUCUCCCUCCCAUGAUCGGCGGAGGAGUUUGCUCAACAGCAGUUCCAGUCCUCCGAGCAGUCCUCCGAUGCUGCCUCGCCUGAGAGCCAUCCAACUCACUCCACGGGAGGGCUAUACAGCCUUGGGUCGCAGCACAGGUUUUCAGCAGGAUGAAGAGGAGGGUGAGAGGAAGGGCUCCAGGAAAAAGGGCAGGUCCCGCGGAUGUGGCCCAUACAGAGAGCACAGCGCUGAUGCCAGUGUGAAACCUCCCCAUGAAGGCAGCAGGCAGCGGUCGUGCAGCGCCCCGAACCUUCGCAGAUCCCCCAGACACAGUCCAGCAGUGCCUGGCGUGCCCAGCCUGGUGGAGAUGGAAAAUGAAGACUGCUGCUUCACUACUGAGCCAGGAGCAGCUCCUGGCCAGUCCUACCUCUGCAUCCCCUUCCAUAAGGAGGGCCACCCGGCUGGUGCUGCUGCUGGUCCUGCUGCUGCUGACGGCGGAGGAGAUGGAGAUGAGUACUGCCCCAGCAGCCAGGUUCCAGGAACCUCGCCUUGCCGGAAGAGCCCCGGUGGGGGCCGGCGGUCUGAGCUGGUCCUGCUGGGCUGUGGAGCUCUGCUGGCAGCCGUCGGGAUGGGUUGCAGCCUGCUAACUCUGGUCCCACCGGAGGAGAGCAUCAAAUCCCGAUGGGAGGGUUUCUUCCACAGAACAGGGGGCCAGAGGCGGAGCACCAGCCCCCAGACUCGCAGACUGUUCCGGCGGGAAAGCCCGCUGAAACCCUUGGCGCCCUCGCUGCCCGAGCGAGGCCUACCCUCCACUUACACGCUGCUGUCCCUAUCAUCAGUGUCCGACUGCAACUCCACCCGCUCACUGCUGCGCCCUGACAGCGAGGAGUUGUUGGCCUGCUGCCCCGCCUCGCCGCUCCAGCAGCUUCCCUUCCCGCCUCCUCUCUCACAGCAUCAGGCCGUCCAAUCCCCCAUGAACCCGCUGGUCAACACCCACCUCGAGAGCUUCAAGCGUAACCCCCGCCAGUCUCUCACACCAACACAUGUCCCAUCGGCCCCGAGUUCCUCCCGUAGCCUCCGUAGAACACCAUCAGACGGAGCCAUCAAGAAGAGCUGCCCUUCUACUAACCUGGGACCAUUGAUAGAAAGAACUGCAUUAGAGAACACAGGUAGCUUCAGAGGUUUAAAAGACGACUGUCCUGAGGUUCCCCGGCUCCCUGAUCCGAAUCUCGUGUUCCCUCCAACUCCCCGUCGUCGCUGUGCUCCUGAACGCCCCAAAACCCUUGACUUUGUGGCCCGGCCUCGGCCUUCACCCCGGGCGCGCUGCGAUGUGUUUUGGGCAGACGGGAAGCCCAGGGGAAACGGACACAACCUGGGUAACGGCGAGUCCCCCGCCCACACCUCCAGCACAGAGACUCCUCCGACUGUCGAGUUUGGUAGAGACCCGGCGGUGCUGCCCACCCCCAUGGAGGCCCCGACGCCCUACUCCCCCCGCAAGAAGGAAAACCUGUUGGAUCGGCUGGACGAGGGGCAGUGCCGGGAUGGAACCGUCCCUCUCUGCAGACCGGAGGUCAGCUUUCCCAAAGACUCCCCUUACCGCUACAGACCUGGAUUCUGGUCCUAACUCAGCCUCAGACAGUCCUUCAUCAGUCCAUCACAAGGACUGUCCCUGCAGCCUAUGGAUUCUUACAGUCUGGGUCAACUGGUACUGACACAAUGAAUCUGUUCUAGCUUUAAUCAGUACUUAAUAUGGUGGCUCACCUUUCCCCAUCUACAAUGUCCCUAAGACAUUUACUGUGAAUAUUUCACCUUUUGGACAUUGCCAUUUGCGAUAACCCUUGAAUAUUGCAUCUAAAACCAUU
Etheostoma cragini (Arkansas darter) is the source of this 3550-nucleotide messenger RNA. RefSeq names its product mitogen-activated protein kinase kinase kinase 9 (gene map3k9). Bases 130 to 3312 code for a protein of 1060 amino acids. Gene Ontology annotation, molecular function: protein binding; JUN kinase kinase kinase activity; ATP binding. The transcript has 11 exons. NCBI's taxonomy places the organism in Eukaryota, Metazoa, Chordata, Actinopteri, Perciformes, Percidae. Gene Ontology annotation, biological process: protein phosphorylation. The record is from RefSeq and is a predicted model, not a curated record.